This is a messenger RNA of Verticillium nonalfalfae, 726 nucleotides long. RefSeq lists its product as uncharacterized. The record is from RefSeq and is a predicted model, not a curated record. Lineage: Eukaryota; Fungi; Ascomycota; Sordariomycetes; Glomerellales; Plectosphaerellaceae. Gene Ontology annotation, molecular function: nucleic acid binding. The coding region runs from base 1 to 726 and encodes 241 amino acids. The transcript has a single exon.
AUGAACGCGGCCGUCAGGGAUCCAGAAGAUGAGGAGCACUACGACGACGACGAGUAUGAGGUGCCCCUACACCACAAGAAGCCGUUCGGCUCUGGCAUCAGGCGACAACGCAUCGAGUUUGUCAAGGCGUCUGACGCAGACCUGUCGACGAUACAGGACACGAGGCCAGGGAAUUCGGGCGCCUCCAUCAGUAACCUCUACAUGAGCCUGGUCCUGCCUGAUGAGAAGAAGCCACAGACGACAUCUGCGCCACAACCAGCAAACUGUGCCGUAUGUCAUGUACCGUUGCUAGAAGACGAGCCAACCGAGUCGCUGGACGAGGCGGCCGACGGCCAAUCUGCUACCGCCAGACGGAAACAUGAGGCAUCCAUCGCCCACCAGGUCUGCGUGGCACACUCACAUCCUCCAUCUGCUCUCGACAGGGCGAGGAUGGGCCUCACCUAUCUGUCGUCCCACGGCUGGGACCCAGAUGCCCGGAAAGGCUUAGGCAGCGAAGGCCAGGGUAUACAGUAUCCCUUGAAGACAAAGCCCAAGGACGACAAGCUCGGGCUCGGCCUCGCCGUGCCAAAGGACUUCAAAGGCAGGGUGGAGAAGAAGAAGAAGCCUGUGACGCUUGACGCCAAGAAGAGCAGGCAAAAGGCCGAGGCAGACAGGAAGAAGGGGGAGAAGCUCAGGGAAAUGUUCUACGGCAGCGAGGAUGUGCAGAGGUAUCUAGGGACAGGGUGA